AUGGAGGGAGCAGACAGUCCCGUCUGUCUCUCCGUGACGGUGAGCAGCAGUAAACCCAAUGUGGAGGUGCACGAACACUCAGAUGCCGUGCUGUCCUGCGAGUUCAGGACGGAGAAAGAUCAAAACCCUCGGAUCGAGUGGAAGAAGAGAGGGAAGGGGGUGACGUUUGUUUACUACAACAACAAAUUUAUGGGGUCGUACGCGGGACGCGCCAAGAUGGAGGGAGCCACGCUGACCCUCCACGCCGUCAGCCAGAAGGACUCGGGGGAAUACCGGUGCGAGGUGACGGCCAGCGAGGACCACGUCAACCUGGGGGAGGCCACGGUCGCCCUCAGCGUGCUGGUUCCCCCCCACGUCCCGUCCUGCGACGUCCCGAGCUCGGUGUUCAUCGGCGCCGACCUGGAGCUGCUCUGCAAGGACCAGCUGAGCGUCCCCCCCGCCACCUACCGCUGGUUCAAGGACAACAAGGCCCUGGCGCCGUCCGGGGACUCUCCGUACAGCGUCGACGCAAAGAAGGGCUCCCUGAAGUUUAAAAGCGUGUCCAGGGACGAUGCAGGGAUGUACCGCUGUGAGUCCUCCAACAGCGUGGGGGCGCCCAAGAGCUGCGUGGCCCAGCGGCUGAAAGUCAUUGAAUACCCUCUGAACAUGACGAUUCUGAUAGCAGGAGCUUCGGGCUUCGUGGCGCUCGUCCUGAUCUGCUGCAUCUGCGUUUGCAUCUGUCGCCGCCGAGGAUGCUGCAAGAAGAGCAAGAAGACUAAAAGCGCCCGGUCCUACCACCCGCCCGCCCCGCCCCCCCCGCCCACCAGAACCUUCAAACACUACCGGCAGACGCAGUCCUUCAUGAUCUGA
Molecule: messenger RNA, 849 nt
Organism: Cololabis saira (Pacific saury)
Lineage: Eukaryota; Metazoa; Chordata; Actinopteri; Beloniformes; Belonidae
Product: junctional adhesion molecule 2A-like
Exons: 10
Coding region: 1-849 (282 amino acids)
Biological process (GO): leukocyte tethering or rolling
Cellular component (GO): protein complex involved in cell adhesion; tight junction; cell surface
Source: RefSeq, a predicted model, not a curated record